AUGCUAGCUGAAAAUGAAGUUGACAACGUACUGGUGGUUGUAUCUCGAUGGCUUGACCCCUCACCCCCUCAGCCCAAGUCCCUAUGGAUGAACAAUGGUGAUGUGUUCUACUCUAGCAAUGGGGAGUUUCCAUCCAUGAGUGACCUGACUGAAGAGGAGGGGUCCCAUUCCGACUUUUCAACUUCAUCCUGUUCUCUGCCCUACCCAAAGACCUACCGAGGUAGCCCGACCUUUGAAGAUCACAGCUCGGCUAGUUCCUCCUGUAUGCCUUCUAGGAGCUCCCCACUUUACGAGGAGAUGGCCUCACGGAGUUCCCCCCUCCACGAGGAGGUAACCUCCAAGACUGGACAGCUCCACAACCUGAUGCUGGCCCUCCAAGACCUUCAGUACCAAGGUGUCGUGGGAACUGGAUUAGUCAACCCCAGGAGACCAGUUCUUUGGUGCUCUGAGGUAUAG
Messenger RNA from Saccostrea cuccullata (small rock oyster), 456 nucleotides. RefSeq lists its product as uncharacterized. The record is from RefSeq and is a predicted model, not a curated record. The transcript has 2 exons. NCBI's taxonomy places the organism in Eukaryota, Metazoa, Mollusca, Bivalvia, Ostreida, Ostreidae. Bases 1 to 456 code for a protein of 151 amino acids.